UUUUUUUAUUAAAAUAAUUUAUCUAAAAAAGAGUUAUUAAAUAUAUAUUAAAUAUUGUCAAAUCAUGAAAUUGAAUCGUCUAUAUCUCUAUCCUAUAGCUAUAGCAGUACUCAUACCUCUGCUAAUACUAGUGCCAUAUGGUAUUGCUCUAUACAAUGAACACAUUGAUGCUUUCUUGCCCUAUACCAGUGAUACCGGUGCUCUGGCUAUUGAAUCGGGAUUUUUUGCACAGAUCACACUCAUUAUUGCACUAUUAUUUGCUAUCUUAGCAUACCUACAAUAUUUACAGGUAAACACUAUUUAUACGUUAAGCGAUACAAUGAUUCAAUUGAAGACAUCAAUUAUGAAGAACCGGCCGAAAAUCGUACGAUUCAAUCGGUGGUCAAUUUAUAUAGCCGUCUAUAUAGUACUGGCAUUAACUUCGGUCAUCAGCUUCCGGUCCAAUGAAUUCGGGAUUUUUCAUCCGAUUGUUUGUAUUACACUAUUUGUUGCUAUACUUGUAUUUGUGUCGCUUAAGAGUUGGCUAUCAUUAAGACUAUCACCACAAAUAAACUCCAAACUAGUGGCCAAAAUUCGUAUAGCAAUUGUCGUAAUAAUGUUAAUAUCAUUUAUAUUGUCAUUGAUUUGUGGCAUUUGGGCCUUUGCUGUCACUAAAAACAGCAAAGUUAAGCACCGGUUGAAUUGGAGUACCAGUGAUGACGGGUAUAUCCCGCACACUAUUAGUGCUGUCAGUCAAUGGCUAUUUGUUAUACUGUUGUCGCCGUUUUUUGCGACCUAUUUCAAGGAAAUGAAGGCAAUGACUAUACAUAACGGAGUUCUCCGGAUUACGUUUACAACUAAAGUAAGGACAACCACUACAACUACCAGUGCGACAACAAAAAGUGGUGACAAAAAACAUAAAAAUAAAACUAAUCAAACAAAAAUGUAAUAUUGACUAUUCAAAAAAUGUACAUGAUAAUUUUUAUUAUAAUUUGU
This is a messenger RNA of Oppia nitens, 975 nucleotides long. Its product is annotated as DNA damage-regulated autophagy modulator protein 2-like. Lineage: Eukaryota; Metazoa; Arthropoda; Arachnida; Sarcoptiformes; Oppiidae. The transcript is spliced from 4 exons. Bases 65 to 928 code for a protein of 287 amino acids. The record is from RefSeq and is a predicted model, not a curated record.